UCUAACUAGAAUAAGUUCAGAUUACAGAGAAGACAGCAUAGGCACCUCUAUUCUUAUCGGCCUUGAUUGUUGAUUUAUUAUUAAAAUAAUGAGAUAUAAUAUUAAUUUUUUUAACGUAGUAUGCGGGAAUUUGGCAAAUUCGGUCCACUUAUUGGUGCUAUAGACGAAGGAACAUCAAAUGUCAAGUUCUUGGUGUUUGCUGCUAAUACUUCAGAAGUCCUUACAUAUCAUCAAGUCUCACUAAAAAGAUUUAGUCCACAAGAAGGAUGGGUUGAACAAGAUGCAUUAGAAAUUUUAAGUGCAGUUUUGGAAUGUAUCGAGGUCACAAUAGAUAAUUUAAGAAGACUUGAUAUAAAUCCUGAAGAUGUUGUGGGUAUCGGCAUUACAAACCAAAGAGAAACAACAAUUGUAUGGAAUUCUACAACAGGGGAGCCAUUAUAUAGUGCCAUUGUAUGGCUAGAUGUUAGAACAUCUAAAAUUGUUGAUGAUCUUAUUAAAACUAAAGGAGCACAAUGUAUUAAUGCUGUUACACAGACUAGUGGGUUACCUUUAUCUACAUACUUCUCUUCAGUGAAGCUAAAAUGGCUAUUAGAAAAUGUACCUGCUAUUAAGCAAGCAGUGAUAGAAGGGGAGUGCAUGGCUGGCACUGUAGAUUCCUGGUUAAUUUGGAAUCUCACAGGUGGUUGUCGAGGAGGAGUACAUGCAACAGAUGUUACAAAUGCAUCUCGCACACAACUAAUGUCACUUAAGAGUUUACAAUGGGAUAAGGGUCUCUUACGCUUUUUUGAUAUUCCCAUACAAAUACUACCAAAGAUUAAAAGUUCAGCUGAAAUUUAUGGAUAUAUAUCUACCGGAGCUCUUCUUGGCACACCAAUUGCUGGGUGUUUAGGUGAUCAGCAAGCAGCAUUGGUUGGGCAAAAUUGUAUGAAUUUUGGGCAAGUGAAAUGCACCUAUGGAACUGGGUGCUUUCUGCUCUAUAAUACAGGAGAAUCGAUAGUGCACUCCCAAAAUGGAUUACUUACAACAGUAGCAUAUAAACUUGGACCAAAUGUACCACCUAUAUAUGCAUUGGAGGGAUCAGUGGCUAUAGCGGGCGACACAUUACAGUGGCUGCAAGAUAGCUUGGGAAUAUUAAAUGAUGUGUUCGAUACAGAGUAUCAAGCCUCCCAAGUGACUGAUGAUGAAGAAGGCAGCAUUUGUUUCGUACCAGCCUUUAAUGGAUUAUACUCACCGCAUUGGAGAAAAGAUGCACGAGGCGUGAUGUGUGGUAUAAGCAGUAAGACACGUCGGCCGCACGUGGUGCGCGCGGCGCUAGAGGCGGUGUGCCAGCAAGUGUGCGCGGUGGGCAGCGCCAUGGCGACCGACUGCGCGCCGCUACGACGCCUGCUUGCCGACGGUGGCAUGGCGCAAAAUGCGGCGCUCAUGCAAAUGCAGACUGACACUCUGGGCGUGCCCGUGAUUCGUCCAUUAAUGAUGGAAAGUACCGCACUAGGAGCAGCUAUAGUAGCUGGUCGCGCACUUCGCGUCUGGCCUGCGAGCACGCCUAGUCCACCGGCAGACACGUUCUUACCAUCGAUUACAAAUGAAGAAAGAGAUAUACGUCGUGUACGUUGGGAAUCAGCAUUAGAAAGAUGUUUGGGUUGGGCUACUGAAGACAAUAAUGAGACAACGCAAUUAAAAUCCGAUAAAGUUGAUUAUACAACAACUGUGUUGCCAUCUGGUCUAUUUUUCCUCGGAACUGCUUUACUAGUGAUACUAGCUGAUAAAAUGAAAAUAUUAUAGAUGUAGAACUUCACAACGUAGUCAUCAAAUACCUCCAAUGUUAGUCAACAUAAAUUCAGUAUUAAUAAUAUAAUGUUAGUGAAAUGUUACCAUCAAUUAAAUAAAAUACAUAA
Nymphalis io (European peacock) is the source of this 1895-nucleotide messenger RNA. RefSeq names its product glycerol kinase-like (gene Gk-2). Gene Ontology annotation, biological process: glycerol metabolic process; glycerol-3-phosphate biosynthetic process; triglyceride metabolic process. The record is from RefSeq and is a predicted model, not a curated record. The transcript is spliced from 12 exons. Lineage: Eukaryota; Metazoa; Arthropoda; Insecta; Lepidoptera; Nymphalidae. The coding region runs from base 121 to 1782 and encodes 553 amino acids. Gene Ontology annotation, molecular function: glycerol kinase activity. Gene Ontology annotation, cellular component: mitochondrion.